AUGAAUGGCGAGGGGCGGCGGCCGAGCUACAACCGCCGCCGUCAAGAGCUGCAAUGCAGGUGGCGUUGUUGCAUGGGGACCGGCGACGAGGACGACCGGCGCCGGCGGGGACUGGCGACGAGGACGGCCGGCGAGGCGGGGUCCGGCGGCGACGAGGAAGACCGGCGAGGAUGGGGACCGACGACCACCGGAGGGGACAGGAGGCGCGGCGCCGCGCUCCCCCGAACAGGACUGCCCGAGGAAGAAGAAAGAGAGCUGGGGGGGCGUGGGCCCCGUUUGUCAUUGGCCCAAAGGCCAUACAGGGCGCGGGCGACGGGUUACGGGCGCGCCCCGUUCGGGCGCACGCCCAGGGGCACGCGGACGUGGGCGCUGGCGGCCACGGCGGGGCACGGCGCAGGCCAGGGAUGGGCGCAGGGGCGCAACCCGCCCAGUGCGGGGCGAGGGGCGUGGGCCCCGUUUGUCAUUGGCCCAAAGGCCAUACAGGGCGCGGGCGACGGGUUACGGGCGCGCCCCGUUCUGGCGCACGCCCAGGGGCACGCGGACGUGGGCGCUGGCGGCCACGGCGGGGCACGGUGCGGGCCAGGGAUGGGCGCAGGGGCGCAACCCGCCCAGUGCGGGGCGAGGUUGCCGGUGACGGGGGAGGCCGCCCAGGAGGGCGCAACUGUAGUGGCAGGCGCCGGGCGCCGAGACUGCGCGGGGGCAUGGCACAACGGCAGGGCCACCGCGGGGCGGAAGCGGGGCGAACGCAGGGCACCGCAGCGGGGGUCACGGGCACGGCGAGCGCGGCCCCGGAGUGAGGCAGGGCGCGGGAGCGGCGUCGUAGCACGCGACGAGCGGCAACGGCGCGAGGCGGCGGCGAGGCCACGGUUGGGUAGCGCGGCCGUAGAUGCGAUGUGGGGCGACGGCGCAGGGCAGAGAGGGGAAGAGGGGGCUCACGGCGCGGUGCAGGGAUCGGGGCAAUGGUGCUCGUGGUGGGGGACGGGGACGACGGCGUCGACGUAG
Aegilops tauschii subsp. strangulata is the source of this 1002-nucleotide messenger RNA. Lineage: Eukaryota; Viridiplantae; Streptophyta; Magnoliopsida; Poales; Poaceae. The record is from RefSeq and is a predicted model, not a curated record.